Molecule: messenger RNA, 1437 nt
Organism: Sclerotinia borealis F-4128
Lineage: Eukaryota; Fungi; Ascomycota; Leotiomycetes; Helotiales; Sclerotiniaceae
Source: the annotation of a GenBank genome assembly
AUGCGUCUUUCGUUGGAUAUACUAGGUCUUCCGACUUCGAUUCUUUUAUUGCUUGUGUCGCAGACGGAUCCAGUACAGGCUGUUGAUGAUGAUAAUCGAUUACUGGUUCAAUGGCCUCGCGAUCUUGCGGUACACGUUAAAUAUUGGUUUUAUGGAUCUGCGAGUGCGCGUGCGAGUGCGAAAAGAGAUGGGGGAUUGGAAGAGGAUGGGAUAGUGGUUGUUGAAAGUCCAGUUGGGAUAUUGAAAAUGAGUGAAGACGAGGGGGAGAAGUUCUUUACGGAAUAUUGGCGAUUUGGGGGAGAGGAUUCGCAAUCGAGUUUGAAUGGGAGGGAUGGUUUUCUGCGGCAAAGAGAUUUGAAGGAGGAGGCUAGAUCACUUGCUAAUUCGUCAAUUCCAUUAUCUUUUCGAGCACCAUUCGCAUUACAUACGGACGAUCGUUCAGGACCUUUGGAUUAUGAAGAGAUACGAGCUCGUGGAAAGGAUUCAGCUGCUAUAUUGGCUAUACUGGAGAAGAGAGACUUUCAAUGUCCUACAGGAACAUCGAAUUGUUCAUCAAUCGGAUAUCCAAAUAGUUGUUGCGCCACAGAUGAGAUUUGUUUUCAAAUUACAGAUACUGGAUUAGGACCUGUUGGAUGUUGUCCUAGUGGGGGAAACUGUGGAGGUUCAAUCACGAAUUGCGCAUCACCAAAUACACCUUGUUCGGAUGAUAUAGGAGGAGGUUGUUGCAUACCAAAUUAUGUAUGUGCUUCAGUUGGUUGUGUUAUAAAUCCGUCACUUGUGGUAGUUAUUACUACAACCAAAACUUUGACCGUUAUUUCAUCAACUCCAACGACUACCACCCAAACAUCUACGAUUACUAGUACAAGGUCUUCAUUAUCUAGUACCUCAAGCAUAUUUAGUACCUCUUCUCAAAUUUCGACGUCAAUUGUGAGCACAACUACAACCACAUCAGCCUCAGGAAUUGUUCCCGUUCGACCUACAGGUGAAACAACAACCACAACAACCGAAUCCACUUCAACAGCCACUGAAGAUACAUGUCCAACAGGAUUCUAUGCCUGUUCAGCCCACUAUCAAGGAGGAUGUUGUAGAACAGGCAGGAAUUGCGAUACAACAUCAUGUCCAGCUACAUCAUCAACUACAAUAAUCAGUAGUGGAAUAACAGUAGUAGUUCCAGUUGGAUUAGCCGCAACAACAACUUCUACAACAGGAAUAUGUGCUAACGGUUGGACAACUUGUCCAGCAAGUGUAGGUGGCAAUUGUUGUCCAAGUGGUUGGGCUUGUGGUACGGCUAGUUGUGAGAGUGUGCAGACACAGGCUAGUGCGACGACUACGGAGGUGAUUCAGAAGGAAAUUCCGGGGAUGAGUGGGAGGAUUGGAGGGGAGAGGGGGGGGAUGUUGGGGUUGGUGGGGAUAUUGGUUGGAUGGUUGGUUUUGUGA